Molecule: messenger RNA, 2201 nt
Organism: Centruroides sculpturatus (bark scorpion)
Lineage: Eukaryota; Metazoa; Arthropoda; Arachnida; Scorpiones; Buthidae
Exons: 3
Coding region: 194-826 (210 amino acids)
Source: RefSeq, a predicted model, not a curated record
GUAAAUUUCAUAUUAAGUAGUAGAAAACAAAUUGAACACUUGUUGCAAUAUAGGUCGACUCAGAACUUCAGCAAUAAAUUUUCUUAAGAAGAAAAAAAUUAAUUUUAUUAUUACACGUUUAUUUUAUUUUCCUUUCUGAUUCUGUGGUGGUAAUUGCGUUAAGAGUAUUUGUCGAUAGGUUCAAUUGAAAAAGAUGAUGAAGAUAAAAGUGAAACACAAACAGACGUCCUUUGACAGCUGUGGGCGAUACCUUGCAUUGAACACAACAUUACACCACCUAGUGGUAGAACAACUUGCCAGAAGAUGUAGACGAAUCGAUCGGAAACCUUGCUGGCAGUACAUGUGGAAGGCUUGCUGUAUUGCAGUCUCUUCGUUUACUCCUCUGGAUUUUCAACCAAUGAUGAAACACGUGGCAAGUUGGUUGGUUUUAUUUGCUACCUCCGUAAUUGCUGUAGAGGAUAAACUACAGUGUUAUCAAUGUUUAGUGAGUGACAACAAAUUAUGUACUGAGGAAUUCCUGGCGCCCUGUCCCACGAGCCAAGCUUUUGACAGAUGCAUGACUAUUAUCUCCAACUCUAAGGAUGAAGGUUAUCAGAUCGAAAAGAAAUGUGCUUUAGCCCCGUGCAGUUUGAGAGAUCCUAGUCAAAAUACAGGUCUAGGCUUGGAUCAUUGCGACAGAAGCAAAGCAGAAUUUUCCUGCAUCAGUUGUUGCAAAGGAGAUGGAUGCAACAAAGAUGGAAGUGAAAAUCUUCAGUCUUUUUCCUCUUACAUCAUUCUUGUUCUAUGUCACCUCUUAGGUUUUUUCUACAACCGAAUUAUUAUAUAAUUUCUUUAACCUUUGACCUUCUAUUUUAUUCAGAUUUUUGCUCAAAUUUGUAGCUCUCUUAAUUUACUUCGAGGGGUCGAGAUAAACUUCAGCAAAUCUGAGAACAUUUCUACCUUAAGAAGAAAGGAAAAUCAUAUCAGUUCUGUGUUUUAUUGUUUCAUUUUUUUAGAUUAGAGGACCUUUAAAAACAAAAGCCGAUUUCUGUGUAAAUUUGUGCGUUGAAUCGAACUGUAGCCAAAUCUAGGGAUCGAGUGCCAAAAAUUUUGUUUUAUUUACUACAUAUCUAUAUGCACAAUAUAAAUAAAUAUAUAUAUAUAUAAAUAUAUAUGGUUUGUAUAUCCAGACAAUGUUCUGUGACCAUCUGAUCGUUUUUCUUACCUUUUCGAUGGGUUUAAACCCGAAAUUUGAAUAGAAAACAGAAAUUCUUAAAUGUCUACUUACUUUAAUAUGUUGAAAAAUGUAUUUAUUAUAUAUACACGCUCACUUAUGAAUAGAUCCGUUACUGUAUUCACUCUACUCACGUUCUAUUGAUAUAAAAUCCCUAAACGAGGGAAAGAAUCACUUUAAUUUUUAAUCAUUAUCAUAAUUAGUUUUUAUUCCACGCAAAAAAAAAAUUAAAUGUAAUCAUUUCAUAAUUUGGUAUUUUAUUUUUAAGGCUUUACGGUAAACUGUUAAAUCCAAAAUUAUUGUUGUAAAUACCAGCAAUAGUACAGAUUUCUGCCACAAGAUGGCAGUAGUUUACUAUUCACUGCCAUAAGUAGACUGCACCUAUAGGCAUUUCCUUUUUUAUUUUUAUUUUUUUCCUUUUUUUUUUAUUCUUCCAAAUUGGUUUCCGGCUCAUAAAACAAGAAAAAUUAGUUUUUACCGUUAAUUACUUUCUUUAGCGCUGUAUAUAGCUUUAAUUGCUUGAUAUUGCUCUAGAUGUAUAUAAAUAAAUCAAUAAUAAUGUCCACUAGUAAUAAAAAAAUUUAAAUCUACCAAUCAGCGACGAGAUACAAUAAAAUUUUAUUUACGUUUACGUUAAUCGAAACGUAUGGAGGAUUUUUAUUGGUUUAUUUAUAUGGUAUUUGCUUUGCUGGAAAUUUUUCAUCAAAAAAAAUAUAUACAGUAUAUAUUUAAAAAAAAAAACGUUAAAAAAAGAAAUACAAUAUACUUUUCCUGUGACAAAAAUUUCAAGCAUUUAUCAAAUAAAAUUCAAUAUAUAGUAUUAUAUUUAUGACAAACAUGUAAGCAAAAUAUUGAGACCCCAAAUAAUAAAAAAGAAAUCAAACAAUAGAACAAAUUUGUAUAAAGAUCGUGUGUACACGUGUACGUUUAUGUCGAUUUUUAAGAAAUGUAAUCAGAUUUAAUCCUCAUAAUAAACAUUUAAAUAAUC